This is a messenger RNA of Megachile rotundata (alfalfa leafcutting bee), 8034 nucleotides long. RefSeq names its product epidermal growth factor receptor (gene Egfr). NCBI's taxonomy places the organism in Eukaryota, Metazoa, Arthropoda, Insecta, Hymenoptera, Megachilidae. The record is from RefSeq and is a predicted model, not a curated record. Gene Ontology annotation, cellular component: signaling receptor complex; plasma membrane; basal plasma membrane. Gene Ontology annotation, molecular function: ATP binding; transmembrane receptor protein tyrosine kinase activity. Gene Ontology annotation, biological process: cell surface receptor protein tyrosine kinase signaling pathway; neurogenesis; positive regulation of kinase activity.
GUGGUAGAAGGUGGAAAGGGAGAGGCCCGAAGGUGCAGGAGAGGCAAGGAGAGACUCCUGCCCAGCGUGGACCUGUGCGUCGUUGCAUGGCCGACCUGGAGACUCGCUCUCCGCAAGGUGAGACGCGCGGACCGAAGAGGAGGCCUCGAAAGAUCGGCUGGAAUUCUCGUGAAAGCCGCCUCUUCCUUUCUCGUGUGUUGUUCAACGCGUGCGUUCUUUCUCUCGGCGUGGAACCGUAGAAUCGCGAGUGAUCCGUGAAACAACGGGAACGUCGUUGUUGACCGUUGUCGUUUCGUCGAUCGUGGGUGGACACCGGAGCGGAGAACUCGUCCUCCAGCGAGAGCAACCCGGUCGUUUUCAGCUAAGAAAGUAUAGAGGCAGCUAGCGGACGGAGAAAGAUCUCGGGUGCAUUGUCAGCUGGAAACAGGUUGGCCGAAGCGGUGACGAUAAACUUUGGGAUUUUAUGUGUACGAAGGAACGACGAAGGAAUUCGUUUCUGUACUGUGCUCGGAGAAUUCGAGACGGUCGGAGCCGGGUUCGUGGAAGCGAUGCCAAACCGACGCAGAGCGCGCCGUCAGCGUGUUUGACAGUGAUAACGCGCGCGCGCGCGCGCGUGCACCUCUUAUCAGACGCGUAAACUCGAUCUCGCGUGCCACCUCGAUCAGUUGAUCUCACGGACGCGCCCGUCCCGAGACGUCUGCUAGCUUUUCUCGCCUCGUCACCAAACCAGUGCCUCGCGUGUGACUCUCCGCGUGUUCCUCUUCGGGCCUGACCACUUAUCGUCGAACACUGUCGACCGAUAUUUCCCGUGCCAGCGGACCACGUGGACGCGACAUUUCCACGGGGCAACGUUGUUCGCGUGAAAGUGCGACAGCGAUCGAUGGAACGGAUGCUAUGAAUGUUUCGUGCGCGGCGACGAAAAGUUCGGAGACACGUUUACCCGUUUUAAAAGUGAACGUUCGUUUCCUUGAAGUUUCGAACGUGCAGCCUGCCGAAUGCCUUGCCUUGGAUAUUUCAUUGGCCGAAUGAUCGCUUCUAAAUCGAUGUGAAGGCUCAUGGGAAGAAUCAUGCAAGGAACACGGUGAACAGACAGCUAUGGCAGCAGCGGAAACGCAUCUUCAGGGUUCUUCCGAUCUUCUGCUUGCUCGUGACAGUCGAAGGGAGCACGAAGAAGCGGGAAUCAUUGUCGAGAUCACCUUGGCAAGGUCCAUGGGUUCUAGAAGGGCAUGAGAGCUCAUCAUGUUCGAACACCGACACGGCCCACGAACGCUGUCGACCUGCAACCUCUUCGGCGUGACAUUUCUUCUACUGAUCGUCGCCGGUAGCUACGAUGUGUCAGCGGACCUCAACUCCGAGUUUGUCAAAGGGAAAAUUUGUAUCGGAACCAAUGGCCGCCUCUCCGUUCCGUCCAACAAGCAACAUCACUACCGGAAUCUUCGAGACCGGUACACCAACUGUACUUAUGUCGACGGCAACCUGGAGAUCACAUGGCUCCAGAACGAGACAUUCGACCUCAGUUUCCUCCAGUACAUUCGCGAAGUCACCGGCUACGUGCUCAUCAGCCACGUGGACGUCAAAAAGAUCGUUCUGCCGCGAUUGCAGAUCAUACGCGGCAGAACGCUUUUCAAGCUCAACAUCCACGACGAUGAGUUCGCUUUGUUCGUUACGAUGUGUCAGAUGCAGAACCUGGAGAUGCCGGCCCUCAGGGAUAUCCUCAACGGCAGCGUGGGCAUGUACAACAACUACAACCUGUGCCACAUCCGCACGAUCAACUGGGACGAAAUAAUCACCAGCCAAACAGCCACGUACAUUUACGUGUACAAUUUCACAUCGCCGGAACGCGUUUGCCCGCCCUGCGAUAAGAGCUGCGAGCAAGGCUGCUGGGGCGAGGGGCCCGAGAAUUGUCAGAAAUAUUCCAAGACGAACUGUUCACCGCAAUGUUGGCAGGGCAGGUGCUUCGGACCCAAUCCACGGGAGUGUUGCCAUCUUUUUUGCGCCGGCGGCUGUACGGGGCCGAAACAGAGCGACUGUAUCGCAUGUAAAAACUUCUUCGACGACGGUGUGUGCACGCAGGAAUGCCCGCCCAUGCAAAAGUACAAUCCAACGACGUACUCGUGGGAGGCUAAUCCCGACGGGAAGUAUGCGUAUGGUGCAACCUGCGUGAGAAGGUGUCCCGAACACCUUCUGAAAGACAACGGUGCUUGCGUAAGAUCCUGUCCGCCGAAGAAGAAAGCUUUGAACGGGGAAUGCGUACCUUGCGACGGUCCUUGCCCGAAAACUUGCAAGGGCGUCGAGAAGGUUCAUUCGGGCAACAUCGACAGCUUCAAGGAUUGCACUAUCAUCGAGGGUUCGAUCACCAUCUUGGAUCAAAGCUUUCAAGGUUUCCAGCACGUCUAUCCGAACUUUAGUUUCGGUAAACGGUACGAGAAAAUGCAUCCCGAUAAGUUGGAGGUGUUCAGCACGUUGAAGGAGAUCACCGGGUUCCUGAACAUCCAAGGGGACCACAAGGACUUCAAGAACUUGUCGUACUUUAGGAACUUGGAAGUGAUAGGCGGAAGAACACUGACCGAGUAUUUUGCAUCGUUGUAUAUCGUGAAAACGUCGUUGGUCUCGUUCGGACUGAGCUCUCUGAAGAAAAUCUAUUCUGGAUCGAUAGCCAUUUUGGAGAACAAGAAUUUGUGUUACGCUCAGAGCAUCAAUUGGACUAGAAUCAAAAAAUCGUCGGAACAUGAGAGUCUGCUGUCGAAUAAUCGGAAUGAAAGCGAAUGCAUCAAAGAUGGUUUGGUAUGCGACGAGCAAUGUUCCGAGGAGGGUUGCUGGGGUCCCGGACCCGCUCAGUGUCUAUCCUGCAAGAACUUCAUUCUGGGGAACGAUUGUCUUCAAGAUUGCACGGCGCCAGGAAUCUACCAGGCGGACGAGAAGACCUGCAAGCUGUGCCACGAAGAGUGCGACGGUUCUUGCACCGGGCCAAACGCGGAACAUUGCACGAAAUGCAAACACGCGCGAGACGGUCCGUUCUGCGUGCCAGAAUGUCCGUCCUCGAAGUAUAACGACAAUGGCCAGUGCAAAGAUUGUCACGAGAACUGCGUGGGUGGCUGCGAGGGACCUGAAAACAACAUUGGCCCUAAUGGAUGCCACAGCUGCGAUAAGGCGAUCAUGAACGGCCAUGUACCUGAAGGAUGUCUGCAAAAAAGGGAACCCUGUCCUGACGGACAUUACUACGAAUGGGUGAGUCCUCAAGAACAAGGAGCCCUGAAACCUCUGGCGGGAAAGGCCGUUUGCCGAGAGUGCCACCCGCGUUGCAAGAAAUGCACCGGAUACGGUUUCCACGAGCAUGUGUGUCAGGAAUGCACAAAAUAUAAGAAGGGCGAACAGUGCGAGGACGAGUGUCCUGCGGAUCAUUUCGCGGACGCUGAUACGCAACGUUGCAUACCGUGUUUCAGCGAAUGUCGAGGGUGCUUUGGACCCGGACCCAAUCAGUGCUACAAAUGUCGAAACUACAAGAUCUAUAUUGAUGAAGACAUCGACGGAAACACGACGACCUUCAACUGUACGGAAACAUGCCCUCCAGAAUAUCCUCACAAGAUCUUCCCACCGGACAGCGAGCCAUACUGUUCCUUAGAAACCGCCGGUCUCGGUUUCGCGAUGGAGAACGAACUUCAGCCAGCGAUAUUAGCAGGUGUGGCGGUGUUCGCGUUGGUGUUCCUCGUUGUGGCAGCCGUCAUCAUGUACUUCUGGCGAGUACGAGCGAAGGCAAAGGAGAACACGGUGAAGAUGACAAUGGCACUGACUGGUUUGGAUGACAACGAGCCUCUUCGACCAACGGGUGUGAAGCCGAAUCUAGCUAAAUUGCGUAUCAUCAAGGAGGAAGAGAUGAGGAAAGGUGGAAUCCUUGGUUACGGUGCUUUUGGAAACGUGUAUAAAGGUGUCUGGGUACCGGAAGGCGAGAAUGUGAAGAUACCAGUAGCUAUAAAGGUCCUGCACGAUGGUACAGGAGCGAACACCUCGAAGGAGUUUCUGGACGAAGCGUACAUCAUGGCCAGUGUGGAACAUCCUAACUUGCUUCAGUUGUUGGCUGUUUGCAUGACGUCGCAGAUGAUGCUCGUCACUCAGCUGAUGCCUCUGGGUUGUCUGCUCGACUUCGUGCGCAGGUACAAGGACAAAAUCGGAUCGAAGGCGUUGUUGAAUUGGUGUACCCAGAUCGCCAAAGGAAUGGCCUACUUGGAGGAGAGGAGGCUGGUCCAUCGCGAUCUCGCUGCUCGAAACGUUCUCGUGCAGACGCCUAACUGCGUCAAGAUUACGGACUUCGGUUUGGCUAAGCUUCUGGACAUCAACGAGGAACAGUACAAGGCUGCCGGUGGCAAAAUGCCGAUCAAAUGGCUUGCUCUGGAGUGCAUCCAGCAUCGGGUGUUCACUCACAAGUCGGACGUUUGGGCAUUCGGGGUCACUAUUUGGGAAGUUCUCACGUACGGCGGUAGGCCGUACGAGAAUGUGCCUGCCCGAAACGUGCCGGAAUUGUUGGAGAAGGGCGAAAGGUUACCUCAACCCCCCAUCUGCACGAUCGAUGUCUACAUGAUCAUGAUCAAGUGUUGGAUGUUGGACGCUGAGUCCAGGCCCAGCUUCAAGGAGCUAGCGGAGGAUUUCGCGAAGAUGUCCAGAGACCCUGGCCGGUACCUCGCUAUCAAGGGUGACAAGUACAUGAGACUACCUUCGUAUACACUGCAGGACGAAAAAGAGAUGAUUCGAAAUCUGGCUUCGGCUAUGGACGGACCGGAAGCUCUAGUAGACGCGGACGAGUAUCUCCAACCGAAAUCUAGAGCACCUAUUCCCCCGGGACUUUCAGCAUCCAGUACUUCCGGCUCUCCGCCGAACACCCCCGUGAAGACUUGUUGGCCAAACGGGAAACCAUUGGCCGCCGAUUCCCCGACGCCUCAGAACCAACAAAACUGGGACAGGGAGCUGUUGAGGUACGGCACCAACCACAGGAACGGGAACACAUCACACGAGCCAGGAAAUUCUGGACAACAUCCUCAUUACGCGCCUCCGAAUGGUCACUGUGGACACGUCGUGGGCUCGGACACUUCAAGUUCGAGAUACUGUUCGGAUCCUUUGAAGAUGAUCGGUGUCAGAGAUUGCGAUGUGACGGAUGACUGCUUUGAUGGCGAAGUGAACUCCGCGCAUCAGCAAGCUCAAGUAGGUAACCUGAAGCUAGACUUGCCAUUAGACGAAGACGAUUAUCUGAUGCCAUCACCGCAAUUGCCAACGAACACCACGCAGUACAUGGAUCUCAUAGGAGACUCGAAACCUACGGAAAUGGAACCAAAGCGAGUCAACAACGGUUACCGGAAGUAUCCCGAGUUUCUGACCAUCCAAGGUAAAACGUCGCUGGAUAAUCCCGAGUACAUAAUGUCGCAGGACGAAGGACCAUUAACCCCGCAGACCAUAGGGAUUCCAACGCCAGAUCUGGAGAAAGUUUUAACGAACGGAACAUUCGGAUCCCAGGUGAGACAAAGGAGUUCCGAGGAAGAAUCUGACCACGAAUACUACAACGACUUCGAUCGCCUGGAACGGGAGCUGCAGCCGCUGAAACCACUUAGGAAGAAUGAAACGACCGUUUGAUUUCGAGAUUCCUGAUAAAUAAGGACAGUUCUUUGUUCCGUGUUAGAAUCAGAGUAGCCGAUAUCUGAGUGUAAUCGAGAGUCGAUCUCGAACGCGUGUAAAAAUCGAUGUGAACACGGACGAAUUCAGCUUCUCAUUCCGAGGAAAUUAUCCUUCAGUGUACUUAGAAAGGACACUUCGGUGACAAGUGCCGCGUUUGAUUGUGAUUAGACGUAAGACGCGUGAACUGUGCUAAUUCCUUAGCGAGUUUGACUGUCGCAACGGAAAAGUGUGUAUCACACAAACAUAAAUUGUCGAUGCGCGUGCGUACAAUGAACAAGUAGUGCAAAAAUAAUCUUAAUGUGCCAUUUACCGUGGCUUGUAAAUAAAAGGUAUUACCUACCACUCCGUUAGGUCUACUAAACAAAGUUUAAGGAACGACGUGCAGUAAAUGGCAUAGACAAUUGUUUUCUCUUUUACUCACAUCUUUAAUCUUCGACUCACACAGACUAUCUUGGUCCAUCGUGUUUCUCUAAUAUUUUAAUUCCUCUUAAAAUCAUUCCAAAAUGUGGACCAAUCUUGUCCUUCCAAAGGACAAAAUUAAAAACACUAAUUGCAACUUUCUUUGUCUUCUAAAAUCGUUUUUGUAACGUUACUUCGCUCGGAUUGAGAUUCCUGUUUUACGAAUCACGAGAUGUGAACAAUCUGUACACGGGGCUUUUCGAAAAAGAUGAAAGAUCUGAUUGAAAUUUUAGAUGCCCCGGGUGCGAACAUUUGUGCGGUUCGCCCUUGACUGUGAUAAAAAAAACGUUCUACUACUUCUCGAGAACACUUGAACAUCUCAAUCGUGUAUCGAUCCUUUUUCAGAUUUCUUCUUGUACCGCAGUAAGCUACGACAGUACACUGGUGAGCUGGGCUUCCCUAGGGAAAAUGAUUCGCUUCUACACGUUUACUGCAGCUGAAACUCCGUCAAAAAUUAAAUUUUCAAAUGCUCAAAUUUGGAAAUCACUCAAAUUAUAGAUUUUUAAAUUUGGAAAUCCAGAAGUCUAGAAAUUUGGAAAUUCUCAAAAGAAUUUGAAAGUUCACUUUAGAAAAAUAAAGGUUAAGAAACAUAGAAACCCAGAAACUUACAUAAAUGUAAAAAUGUGGAAAUUUGGGAAUCCAGAAAAACUAAAAAAUUUCCAGAUUUAUAAAUUUGAUUCAAAAUUGAAUCAAACUGGUGUAAUGCUUUCCCCCUAACUUGUGUUCACCCAAAAGAAGCUUACAUUGCACCCAUGUGUACAGAGAAACGAAAGGUCCUAAUUUACUGUUGAAAUUUUCCGAGUGGAAACAGUAGAAACAACCAUGGUCCAUGGGACAAAGCAGCAGAACAAAAUGUGCACGAAUGCUUUCCCAGGACUCGUCUCGCAAUUCUACUUAAACGUUACGCUGUCCUUAAUAUAUACGUUUUCUUCUUUCUUUUACUUGAUAUGCCAUCGCAUUUCGUUACAUGGGACCAAUGAAAUUGGCCUCGGCCGAAGCGCACGGAAGUAUCUCGAUUUUUUAAUGUAGAAACGCGUCUGUACAUAGAUUAGUGGUUAGCGUAAGAGACAUUCUACGAACGUAGAGAACGGAAAGUACUUGAAAAUAAACUAAGUAAAUCGGCUUCUAAUAUGGGCGGAUACAGAACAAAAUGGGCGCAGCGGCGGUACACAAAUUACAAUACCGAUUACGCUGCGUCUCGCGUAAUCAUAGGAUUAGGACGUGCCAUGUUUGUGUGUACAGGGAAACGCGCGAAACAACGAACACAUUUCGCACGGGAACGUAUCCUGUUCGUGUUCACCGAGAAAAGAAAUAUGGAUCCUCCCAGGCAUUGUAUUCGAUUGAAUGUAAAGAUAUGCAGAAGCGUGUGCGAGAUCGACGAACUCGUUCGUGGCGGGAAUUUUUAUUUUGUCGACUUCAAAUGGAACUUUUAUGUAGCAUGGACUUCUGUGAUAGAACGAGAACAAAUGUAAAAGAAAAGAAAAUGAACUUGUAUCAUAAUUCGAUCUCGUCACACGCGGAAUGCAUCGUCUUAAUGUUUUACGACGAUAAGCCAAUACGUAUCGUGUACAUUACGUUAAGCGUUAUGAAUUACGUUGAUCGAUUUAUUUUCUGUAAUAUAUCGUUGAUCGGAUUGCAGAAUCGUGUACCGUGAAUUACGUGUUUUACGUCCAUCUCGAAAAAGAAAUCUUUCCAUUUUCCUAUCUCCCUUCCGUUUCUUUUUUUUAAUAAUCAAGUGUAAAUCUAACAGAGAUGUACGAAUCGAAAAUUGUACAAUACGUUCGAUCGCCGGGAUAAAAUAGCUACGAGGAAUUACAUUUGCCAUUCGGUUGUGGACAUAGAACUUAUAAAACUUUAUAAUAUCAUUGUAUAUCGUAAAAAAAUUAUUGUAAUAAAGAACCAUCAUCAUUCUUA